AUGUCUGUUGAACACAUUAUCAAAGCCGUAUCUUCUAGAAGAACCAUCUACAACUUGAAACAGACUUUACCUGCUGGUGUUACUGUUGAAAAGAUUCAAGAAAUCGUUCAAUCCAUUGUUAAGGAUGUCCCAACUGCUUUCAACUCGCAAUCCACUCGUGCCAUUAUCUUGACCGGUGCUGCUCAUAAGAAAGCUUGGGAAUCAGUUGUUGCUGCUAUGCCAAAUGAUGAUGCUAAGAAGAGACCAGCAUCGGCCAGAGAUGAGGCCUUUGGUUCUAUCAUCUUCAUGACUGAUUCUAAAACUAUUCAAGGGUUACAAGAAAAAUUUCCCGCUUACAGCGCAAUGUUUCCACAUUUUGCCGACCAAGCUAAUGGUGCCGCCCAAAUUUCCACUUGGACUGCUUUACACCAGCUAAAUCUAGGUUGUAAUUUGCAACAUUAUAACACAAUGAUCAGAGAAGCUCUACCAGCUGAUGUUCCAAAGGAAUGGGAGGUCGCCGCCCAAUUGGUAUUCGGUUCUGUUGGUGCUCCCGCUGGUGAAAAGACAUUUAUCGAAAACCCAGUCAAAGUUUACAAAUAA
Messenger RNA from Tetrapisispora phaffii CBS 4417, 579 nucleotides. RefSeq names its product nitroreductase family protein. Lineage: Eukaryota; Fungi; Ascomycota; Saccharomycetes; Saccharomycetales; Saccharomycetaceae. The transcript has a single exon. The record is from RefSeq and is a predicted model, not a curated record. The coding region runs from base 1 to 579 and encodes 192 amino acids. Gene Ontology annotation, biological process: cellular response to oxidative stress.